Notechis scutatus (mainland tiger snake) is the source of this 609-nucleotide messenger RNA. The record is from RefSeq and is a predicted model, not a curated record. Lineage: Eukaryota; Metazoa; Chordata; Lepidosauria; Squamata; Elapidae.
CAGAGCAUGCCGCUGCUGGCCAGGUCUCCCAGCACCAACCGGAAGUACCCGCCGCUGCCUGUGGAUAAGCUGGAGGAGGACAUUAACCGGCGAAUGGCAGACGACAACAAGCUCUUCCGCGAGGAAUUCAGUGCGCUUCCAGCAUGUCCGAUCCAAGCUACCUGUGAAGCCGCCUCUAAAGAAGAAAACAAGGAGAAGAACAGAUACGUCAACAUUUUGCCUUAUGACCAUUCCAGGGUUCACCUGACACCCAUUGAAGGGGUUCCAGACUCGGAUUAUAUCAAUGCCUCAUUCAUUAAUGGGUAUCAGGAGAAGAACCGGUUCAUCGCUGCACAAGGGCCCAAAGAAGAAACGGUGAACGACUUCUGGAGAAUGAUUUGGGAGCAAAACACGGCCACAAUUGUCAUGGUGACCAAUCUGAAGGAGAGGAAAGAGUGUAAAUGUGCCCAGUAUUGGCCAGAUCAGGGCUGUUGGACGUAUGGGAAUAUCCGGGUCUCUGUGGAAGAUGUCACCAUCCUUGUUGACUACACAGUGAGGAAAUUCUGCAUUCAACAGGUAAGGCCUCACCGGUGUUCAACUUGCUUGGCCUUGUGAGUAGUGGGUAAUUUA